Messenger RNA from Staurois parvus, 333 nucleotides. Lineage: Eukaryota; Metazoa; Chordata; Amphibia; Anura; Ranidae. The record is from the annotation of a GenBank genome assembly.
GGAUUGGAACACCUGAAUCACAUGAUAUGGAGGGGAUUGGAACACCUGAAUCACAUGAUUGGGAGGGGAUUGGAACACCUGAAUCACAUGAUUGGGAGGGGAUUGGAACACCUGAAUCACAUGACAUGGAGGGGAUUGGAACACCUGAAUCACAUGAUUGGGAGGGGAUUGGAACACUUGAAUCACAUGAUAUGGAGGGGAUUGGAACACCUGAAUCACAUGAUUGGGAGGGGAUUGGAACACCUGAAUCACAUGAUUGGGAGGGGAUUGGAACACCUGAAUCACAUGAUUGGGAGGGGAUUGGAACACCUGAAUCACAUGACAUGGAGGGGA